UUUCUGUGCCCUCUCCCACUCCCUCUCCAUAAUUAAUGCAGGACAAUGACUCUGCUGGACUAAAUCCCCAGGCUUCAGUUGGGGAUUUGAUCCCUAGUCCCUAAUGGGCUCAGAGGCGGAGGAGCAGGGAGAAUCCAGAAACUCCUGGAGGAUGCCCAGUGAUUGCUACAAGGUCCAGGAAAAAUGGCUCAUCUCAUUCUCAGAAGAAGAGGUCCACUAUCUGAGCAGCAACCAAAGCCCGACUCUGCCCUGGAGCGGUCCGGAACCCACCGUCUCUCAACCUGCUCCCGAGAGCCACCAGGACAUUGAGGCGUGCACGGAGAAUGAUAAGGUACAGAUAUUGAUCCCAGACUCCCAGAGCAACCUGAAGAGUGAGCUGGAUGGGCUCAGGAGUCAGCUCGAGGCCCAGACCAAGGCCUUUGAGUUCCUGAACCACUCAGUGAUGCUGCUGGAGAAAGAGAGCAGUCUGCAACAACUGAAGAUUCAGCAGCUAGAAGAUGCCUUGAGCCUGGUGUCUUGCUCAGCUCAAGAGGAGCUCCUGGAGCAAGGGCUGGAGCAAGGGCUACAGGAGUUGUGGGGAGCCCUGGGUCAGAGGCUGCAGGAGCUGGGUGGGAAUGUCCACUACAGCAAGGAGCCUCAGCACCAGCAGUUCAGCCACUCCCUUCAGCAGCUGGCCCAGGAGAUCCAUGACAGUAAGGUGUUCCUGUGGGAGGAGCUAAAGACUCUACAGGACAAAGUGGCCCAAAUCCACCAGAAGCUCAUCACCCAGGAUGAGGAAAUCACCCAGAAUCUCAUCAACAUCAAGAAAAUGCAGGACAACAUGGUAAAAUGCCGCAAGUUUCUGACAAAGCUGAAGGAGCAGAGUGGGUUGUCCUCAGCUGAGGAUCUGGCUGAAAGCAAGUGGGCCAAGGAAGUGAAGAAGGAGCUGAUGAAUAUCAGGUUGAACAUCAAUACCCUUCAAAACAGCAAAGAACAAAACAUCCAGGGGAUCCUGAAGACUAAAGGGACAGGCCAGAGAGGUCGUCACUGCCACUCGCCGACCCCAUCGACAUCAGUUUGGACCUUGAAGUCAGGCACCAUGGGCCACCCAAACCAGGAUGAGAGCAGUGCAGAAGACUGAAGUGGCUUGCUGGCAACAGGACUAAACAUGGCGGAAGAGAAAGGAGGGACUUAUUCUGUGUUGUGCUUGUUCUCUCCACAGUCUGAACAGUCCUGACCACCUGCUGCCUGACCUGAAUCCCAAGGUCUCAGGUCCCCCCAUCCGAGGUCCCGCAAAUUCAAUAAACUCUGAUCUUCAAUGUC
Molecule: messenger RNA, 1302 nt
Organism: Ornithorhynchus anatinus (platypus)
Lineage: Eukaryota; Metazoa; Chordata; Mammalia; Monotremata; Ornithorhynchidae
Gene: CCDC159
Product: coiled-coil domain containing 159
Exons: 13
Coding region: 104-1120 (338 amino acids)
Source: RefSeq, a predicted model, not a curated record